Molecule: messenger RNA, 3133 nt
Organism: Suricata suricatta (meerkat)
Lineage: Eukaryota; Metazoa; Chordata; Mammalia; Carnivora; Herpestidae
Gene: WDR75
Product: WD repeat domain 75
Exons: 21
Coding region: 59-2551 (830 amino acids)
Biological process (GO): positive regulation of rRNA processing; positive regulation of transcription by RNA polymerase I
Cellular component (GO): nucleolus
Molecular function (GO): protein binding; RNA binding
Source: RefSeq, a predicted model, not a curated record
CCCCGUCAAGAAUAUUCAGGGCUCGCCGGCGGUCGGGAGUUCCUGCGUCUGCGCGAAGAUGGUGGCGGAGGAGAGCGUCCGCGUGGUUCGUUGUGGCGGCAGCGAGCUGAACUUCAGGAGAGCGGUGUUCUCCGCGGAUUCUAAGUAUAUUUUCUGUGUCUCUGGUGACUUUGUUAAAGUUCACAGCACAGCUACGGAAGAAUGUGUACACAUAUUGCAAGGGCACAGAAAUCUGGUGACUGGAAUCCAGCUCAACCCCCACAAUCAUCUACAGUUGUAUUCUUGUUCCUUUGAUGGCACCAUUAAACUGUGGGACUAUGUAGAUGGCAUUUUAAUAAAGACUUUCGUAGUGGGGCAUAAGCUUCAUGCCCUCUUUACUGUAACCUGUGCUGAGGAUUCUGUCUUUGUUAUAAUAAAUAAAGGAAAACAAGAUAUAUUUCAGCUGGUUUCAGUGAAACUGCCAAAGUCAUCAAGCCAGGAGAUAGAAGCUAAGGAGCUCUCCUGUGUUUUGGAUUAUAUAAACCAGUCACCCAAGUGCAUUGCCUUUGGAAAUGAGGGGGAGUAUGUUGCUGCAGUACGGGACUUUUACUUGUCUGUUUAUUUUUUCAAAAAGAAAACAACAUCGAGGUUUACUUUAUCAUCAUCAAGAAAUAAGAAACAUGCGAAGAACAAUUUUACAUGUGUAGCAUGUCACCCAAAGGAAGAUUGCAUAGCAACUGGUCACAAGGAUGGCAAAAUUCGUCUUUGGAGGAAUUUUGAUGAUGAUAAGAAAUACACGUACACAUGUUUACAUUGGCACCAUGAUAUGGUUAUGGAUUUGGCUUUUUCAGUGACAGGCACCAGUCUGCUGAGUGGUGGUCGGGAGUCUGUCCUUGUGGAAUGGCGCGAUGCAACAGAGAAGAAUAAGGAGUUCCUCCCUCGUUUAGGAGCUACUAUUGAACACAUUUCAGUCUCCCCAGCAGGGGAUUUGUUCUGUACUUCUCACUCUGAUAACAAAAUAAUAGUCAUUCACAGAAACCUUGAGGCUUCUGCAGUAAUUCAAGGCCUAGUGAAAGAUAGCAAUAUUUUUACCGGUUUGAUGGUUGAUCCCAGAACUAAAGCUUUGGUUUUGAAUGGAAAACCUGGCCAUUUGCAGUUUUAUUCUCUCCAGCAUGAUAAGCAGUUAUACAAUUUAGAUAUUAUACAGCAAGAAUAUAUCAAUGAUUAUGGUCUGAUCCAAAUCGAGCUAACAAAGGCUGCAUUCGGUUGUUAUGGUAACUGGCUUGCAACAGUGGAACAACGUCAAGAAAAGGAAACAGAGCUUGAAUUGCAAAUGAAACUGUGGAUGUAUAAUAAGAAAACACAAGGGUUUGUUCUUAAUACAAAGGUUAAUAUGCCACAUGAAGACCACAUCACAGCUCUCUGUUUCUGUAAUGCAGAAAAAUCUGAAACCCCCACCUUGGUUACAGCUAGUAAAGAUGGUCACUUCAAAGUAUGGAUAUUAACAGACGAUUCUGAUAUAUACAAAAAAGCUGUUGCCUGGACCUGUGACUUUGUGGGUAGUUACCACAAAUACCAAGCAACUAACUGUUGUUUCUCUGAAGAUGGCUCUUUACUAGCAGUUAGUUUUGAGGAAAUAGUUACAAUAUGGGAUUCAGAGACAUGGGAACUUAAAUGUACAUUUUGUCAACGAGCUGGGAAAAUAAGGCACCUUUGCUUUGGGAGAUUGACUUGUUCAAAGUAUCUUCUUGGUGCUACUGAAAAUGGCAUUCUUUGCUGUUGGAACCUGCUCAGUUGUGCAUUGGAAUGGAGUACAAAAUUAAAUGUUAGAGUUAUGGAACCUGAUCCUAAUUCAGAGAAUAUUGCUGCAGUCUCUCAGUCUUCAGUGGGUUCAGACUUGUUUGUAUUUAAACCUAGUGAGCCAAGGCCAUUGUACAUUCAAAAGAAUAUCUCCAGAGAGGAAGUCCAGUGGGGAGUGUUUGUUCCACGAGAUGUCCCUGAAUCAUUCACCUCUGAAGCUUACCAAUGGCUGAACAGAUCCCAAUUUUACUUCCUAACAAAAUCACAGAGUUUAUUGACAUUCAGUACAAAGUCUCCAGAAGAGAAACUCACACCAACAAGCAAACAGCUACUAGCAGAAGAAAGUCUUCCAACAACCCCAUUUUAUUUCAUACUGGGAAAGCACAGGGAAAAGCAAGAUGAAAAAAUAAAUAAGGCUUUUGAGAGUGAACUGGUACAGUUACCCUUAACAGAAAACAUACCUGCGAUUAGUGAGCUCCUUCAUACUCCAGCCCACGUUUUGCCAUCUGCUUCUUUACUGUGCUCCAAGUUUGUAAACUCACUGCUACUGUCUAAGGAGACCAAGAGUGAUGAAGAAACUCUUGAAGAUACAGAUACAGAAGAAGAAAAAGAAAGUGAUGAUUCAGAUGAAGAAAAUGAUUUUACUGAAAAGAUCCUGGAUACAAAUAACACAGAUUUGGGAGAAGACCUUCUAUAUCAGUUGUCAAAAUCUGAAGAAAAAGAACUAAGAAAAUUCAGGAAAGUAGACUACAGUUGGAUAACUGCCCUUUGAGCCUUGGAGAUAGGGAAGGUUCUUGCACUUUCUGUGUUAUUGUAUGUUGAUACUCCAAAAACAUCUAAUGUUAUUUAUCUUGAAAUAUUAACUAUGAACAGGCUUUAUUUUUUAAAUAACUGGUAAUUCAGGAAUUCAAAGCUGUGUUUGUAUCAUGCUUAAUGUUGGCUGGGUACAUUCAUAUAGACACAAUCUCCUUUUUAUUUUGAAGAACAUCAGCCUUAAAAAUAGCUAGAUAUUUUUCUCACAGGUGAUUACAGCAAAUGUCCCCGGCAAAUAUCUGCAGUUUGGAGGUAUAAAUAAUCAAAAAUCAAAAGAUUUUGUUGAUGAUACUAAGUUUAACAUCAAAACUCAUUUGGUGGCCAAAUAGGACCUUAAUAGAUGUGAUGUUUUCUAUAGUCCUGCUUCAUAGCUCUUGGUGUAUUUAUUUCUCAAAGAGAAAUUUGGAGAAAUUAUUUGGUUAUAUAGUGUUCCUCAGACCCCACUAAGGGUAUUAAAUAAUAUGGGCUGCCUACAAUCUGAAAAAUUCUAAAUUCAAGUCAUUUGGCUCUGAGCCUUUCAAAUAAAAGCUUAUCUACUCUA